AUGAGUGCCGAACGUGCCCAAUCGUCCAAAAGACGAUGCGUCAGCACAGCUUGUGUUGCUUGUCGUAAAAGAAAGUCAAAGUGUGAUGGAAACCUGCCCAGUUGUGCAGCUUGCUCCUCUGUAUACCAUACACCUUGUGUAUACGAUCCAAACUCGGAUCACCGUCGCAAAGGUGUUUAUAAGAAAGAUACCGAUACAUUGCGGACCCGAAAUACCACUCUGCAGACAUUGAUACAGGCGAUACUAAACUACGACGAAGCAGAUGCUUUUGAUCUAGUGCGCCAGAUCCGCUCUUGUGAUGACCUAGAUGAUGUAGCAGCUUCGGUGAUUGCCCAGGAGAAGGGGCUUCUGUCUGUUGAUCAAGCCGCAGAAGGGACCACCAGCAAUGUCAAUGCGACUGAGAUAGAUCGAUUUGAAUCGGAAUUGGCUGGUAAGAUGAGUGAGCUGAUGCUUGACGGGUCACGCAAAUUUAUUGGAGGCACCUCGAACCUCAUUUUCUUGCCACAAGGUUCAGAGCUACACGAGUCUGCUGCGAUUCAAAACAGUCUCGGUUUCGGUACGGGUGGUCAAGCUCACGCAGUCAACCGAUGGACCCGAGUGACGGAGGACGACUCGCUAAUCAGUCAUCUGAUGACCAUGUACUUUACAUGGCACUACCCGUUCUUCACCAUCCUGUCCAAAAGUUUGUUCUAUCGGGAUUACAUCCGUGGAAUCUCCAGUUCAUAUUGUUCUGCACUGCUUGUCAAUGCUAUGCUUGCUCUGGGCUGCCAUUUCAGCUCUUGGCAAGGUGCUUUUGAUGACGGCCAGAAUCUUGCAACCGCGGGAAAUCAUUUCUUCAGAGAGGCAAAACGGCUCAUCGCGGAAAAUGACGAACACGAGAAUUCAAAACUUUGCACUGUCCAGGCCUUCGCGCUCAUGUCUGUCCGAGAGGCGGGAUGUGGCCGUGAAGGAAAAGGCUGGGUCUAUAGUGGCCUAAGCUUCCGUAUGGCUUUUGAUUUGGGGUUGAAUCUCGAUUCCGCAAAUCUCGGGGCGAACAAUCUCAGCGAUGAAGAAAUUGACGCUCGCCGGAUCACCUUUUGGGGUUGCUACCUUAUCGACAAAUGCUGGUCAAAUUACCUUGGUCGCCAACCCCAGCUGACCUUGACAAACGCCAACGUGCCCAAGUUUGAUGUCUUGCCACAAGAGGAAACCGAGUUAUGGUCGCCCUACACCGAUGCUGGCGUUGGCCACGACCACGCGCAACCAUCACGAAUCCGGGCUGUUGCGCUCCAAAUUUGCAAGUUGUCUGAGAUCAGCAGCGAUGUACUUGUAUUCUUUUAUCAUCCAACAGAGCUGGAGAAAUCCGCGCCCAAACAGUCGGAACUGAAGAAAUUGAGUGACGUUCACACCCGGCUUGAGGCCUGGAAAAACAACUUGCCCAAGGAACUUGUGGCAAAAGAAGGACAGCUACCUCAGGUGCUGGUCAUGCAUAUGCUGUAUCAACUUCAGAUAAUCCAUCUAUACCGGCCUUUCUUGAAAUACACCAAGGCCAACACUCCACUUCCUUCUCAUGUCUCACCUCGCAAGAUAUGCACGCAAGCUGCGGCCACGGUUUCCAAGCUUCUACGUGUAUACAAACGAGGAUAUGGAUUGAAACAAAUUUGUAACAUUGCUGUCUAUAUCGCCCAUACUGCAUGCACUAUUCACCUUCUCAAUCUCCCCGACAAGAACGCCCAAAGAGACGUGAUCCACGGCCUCAAGAACCUUGAAGAAAUGGCAGAGGGCUGGCUCUGUGCCCGACGUACCCUCCGCAUUCUCGAUAUAUCAGCAAACAAGUGGCAAGUAGAGCUACCCCCCGAAGCAACCUCCAUAUUCGAACGAACCCAUAACAAGUGGGGGUCCUGGGGCUCUUGGGACCAAGCAAGUUCCCCCUCAACAUCCGACGACUCCCCCGUUGCAGCCAUACUACACCAGCCCACAAGCCCAAGUCGAUUCUCACCAUCUGCCCAAUAUCCACCCGAACCCCUCCCAGCCAACCCCAUCACAAUGGUCGGAACAUCCAUGAGCUCCCAAUACGCUCCGGCCCCUUCGGAUUUUGCUCUUCCCGAACCAACAUAUCUCCGGCCACAAAUGGCCUACCAAUUCCCUCCAUUCACAGCUGCAGUUCCAAGUCCCUCUUCCCCCCACCCGAACACAUGGUAUGAUGCCUCCGGCGGUCAGAUUCCGCCACCAAACACAACGCCGACAUCGAAUGAAUCCCCCGUCUCCGGAUAUGACGGCACUGAGAACCUGGUCGACGAGAGCCAGGAUUGGUGGUCGAGAAAUGCUAGCGCUUACGGAAUCGGCAUGGAUAAUUGGAAUAAUACAUGGAAUCCUUCUCCGCAAAACCAACCUAUGGUUUCCUACCAUCAGGCCAAUCUUAUGCCUGUUUCUCAGCCGUCUCCCACUGGUCCAGAGCAGCCUCGAGCUCAUGUUGGAAUGUCCACAGUUGGAUCACCCGCGGAUCCUAGUGAUGCUGCCGGGUAUGGAGAUAGAUGGAAAUAA
Molecule: messenger RNA, 2523 nt
Organism: Penicillium paradoxum
Lineage: Eukaryota; Fungi; Ascomycota; Eurotiomycetes; Eurotiales; Aspergillaceae
Product: putative C6 transcription factor (NirA)
Exons: 6
Coding region: 1-2523 (840 amino acids)
Biological process (GO): regulation of DNA-templated transcription; DNA-templated transcription
Molecular function (GO): DNA binding; DNA-binding transcription factor activity, RNA polymerase II-specific; zinc ion binding
Source: RefSeq, a predicted model, not a curated record